CAGGGGGCGGGACCUUCCGCCGCUUCCAUCCGGGGAAGGGGCGGAGCUUUCCGGCGUCUCGGAGGGCGGCCGCGACCGGGGUCCUGUCUGGCAGCGGGACUCGGGAGGGGCGCGGCGGCGGCGGCGGCGGCGGUAUGUCGGGGCCGAACGGGGAGCCGCACGGGCCUGCGGGAAACGUCGGGCGGGGCGAGGAGGGGGAGGAUGACGGCUUCGGGGAGACAGAUGAACCACAAACUGGAAGGGGCUGCUAGCACUUUGGAGGACAGGAUUGGAAUUCAGAAUGACCUUGACAAAUCCCUCUUGCAGUGUGGAUCCCUGUCUAGCGGAAGCUGGCCAGAGCCCAACCACUUACUUGAGAGAUUACCAAACAGCUGCCAGAUGGCAAUUCCUUCCUGGUCUGUGACACAGAGAAUAUGCAGCAAUAAACUCCAUGCUGGACCAGAUCAACUCCUGUUUGGAUCACCUGGAGGAGAAGAAUGACCAUCUGCAUGCCCGCUUGAAGGAGCUGCUGGAAUCCAACCGUCAGACACGCCUGGAGU
Messenger RNA from Trachemys scripta elegans, 539 nucleotides. It is a transcript of the gene BBLN, whose product is annotated as chromosome 17 C9orf16 homolog. Lineage: Eukaryota; Metazoa; Chordata; Testudines; Emydidae. The record is from RefSeq and is a predicted model, not a curated record. The transcript is spliced from 4 exons. Bases 202 to 480 code for a protein of 92 amino acids.